Molecule: messenger RNA, 1113 nt
Organism: Protopolystoma xenopodis
Lineage: Eukaryota; Metazoa; Platyhelminthes; Monogenea; Polystomatidea; Polystomatidae
Source: the annotation of a GenBank genome assembly
AUGCAGGCCAAAAGGCCCAAUUUAAAUCCGGAAAGAGGAGAUAAGAAUGAACCAGCUUCUCUGAUGGCACCGACUCAAGGGCAAGUUGGUCACGUCAACAGAGUAGCCAGGCUGGUUGAUAAGGAGGUAGAGAACCGCGGGAUUUAUCCGACUCCUGACAAUGUUAUAGCCUCUUCGUUGGCAACACGACUACGUCGUGAAAAUGGACGUGUCUAUUACAGAGGACGUCUCUUGCAGAGAAGAGAUGCCGAAGUGAGGCCGCCCUUUGGCUGUAGACGAUUGGAGUGGCCACAGCUUGAUCCAACGGCAGAUGAUCAAGCUCACACUCAAGAGGUCGAGGUGGCAGCAACAUCGGCUUCACAGUCGACUGAGUCGGAAUCGCUUCCCUGGGUUGCUAGGCGAGAGAUACAGUCGACCAGAGCCAUGACGAUUAAAAGUGACAAUAGACGUGGCGAUCCAACCGACCGAAAUGUUGACACGGAGGUCAGAGGUCAGCGAUCGCGACGUUUCACGCCUCGACGAGCCUGUCCUCUGGGUCAAUUGACCGAGUUGCCAAGAUCCCGUGACGCCUGUAUCCGGCGGGUGGGAGGAGAUGUGACAUGUGAACAUGUACCGGAAACGGUACGAGAAGGUCGCCUGCCGGACGGACUAGACGGCUCCAGUGACAGCAGCAAUAGCAGCACCAGCGAAAAUGAGCGAAGCCGACGCAACAAUAGCGUCGGCAGUCGACAUCUGUACCUCGUCAGCAGCGUUGGUGCUGCUUUGGGACCAAGGAAACCGCCGUCAUUGUCGCUGCAACAACCGGACAAACUGACCGAAUUCGAUGCUGACGUCGAGGCCGGUCAGACUCGACGUCGCAGUGAGCCGAACACAGCCAGUCAUUGUACAUCAACUCGAAUAAACUCCUCCAUUUCACAGCUUCUCUUCCCUUCAGCCUCUGACCUUUGUCUGACAAGCCUUGCCACCAGAUCCUCGGAGCCGCACCAGCCGAGAAGAUUCGAACGGCUUCGUGUUGGAAUUGAUGUGAAGAAACCUUUUCUCGAUGAAGUCUGCUUCGUUUGGCACAAAAAUACCGCCAGACUCCAACGAAAGAUGCAAAAGAGUGAAAUGUAG